This is a messenger RNA of Mercenaria mercenaria, 3467 nucleotides long. RefSeq names its product carotenoid-cleaving dioxygenase, mitochondrial-like. The coding region runs from base 172 to 1794 and encodes 540 amino acids. Gene Ontology annotation, molecular function: beta-carotene 15,15'-dioxygenase activity; carotenoid dioxygenase activity. The transcript has 13 exons. Gene Ontology annotation, biological process: carotene catabolic process; retinal metabolic process. The record is from RefSeq and is a predicted model, not a curated record. NCBI's taxonomy places the organism in Eukaryota, Metazoa, Mollusca, Bivalvia, Venerida, Veneridae.
CUUGGCCUAGACCAUGUAGGCGCAUUAUCGAUCACGCUGUGUAGAUGCUUCAAGUCUUACGUUGCUUAGUGUUAGUAUUACAUCUCUGAAUUUGUUUAUUCUUGGAUUAUCAGUGCAGUUGUAAGAUUCACUUACAACCAUUUGAAGACAUUUUUUAUACAUAUAUGGCUGAUGUUCAAACUGGUACGUAGAUCCUCCACAUUAAGUGUUGCAGCCGCCAGUAUGCAUAAACUGUUCAAGACAAUAGAGAACGAGGUAGAAGACCCACUUCAAGGAUCUGUAAAAGGUACAAUUCCUUUGUGGGUAAAUGGCAGUUUAUAUCGUAAUGGUCCUGGAAUGUAUGAGGUUGGAGAACACAAAUUCAAUCACUGGUUUGACGGAAUGGCAAUGCUACAGCGUUUUCACAUCUCAAAAGGAAAUGUCACGUAUCAAAGAAAAUUUCUCCGAAGCGACACCUUUGUUAAGAAUACAACUUCCAACAGAAUAACACGUAAUGAAUUUGCAACGACUGCUGAUCCGGACCCGUGUAAGAAUAUAUUUCAAAGAUUUUUGUCAGUGUUUGAGACUGACGAAUUGACAGACAACACACUUGUGAAUGUUUUCCCAUUGAAGGACGGCCUUUAUACUGCAACAGAAUUGGUAUACCUAAAUAAAAUAGAUCCCGAAACACUAGACAGGGUUGAUAAGGUGGAUUUGGAGAAAAAAGUGGGUGUGAAUCUUGCUACAGCCCAUCCACACUGGGAUACUGAUGGAAAUAUGUAUAACAUUGGACAUUCAUUCAACCGUGGUUUGUUCACCGUCCUAGUUAAAGUGCCGCCAAAGAAAGAUGGUGUAGAAGGAUUUCCUGCUGGCGAGAUAGUAUUUAAGACAAGAUCCCCCUGGAAACUUCAUUUUAACUACUAUCACAGCUUUAGUAUGACAGAAAACUAUUAUGUCUUCGUUCAACAACCACUUCUGUCAAAUGUACCAAAGAUUUUACUAGGACGAAAAAUGGGAUAUGCAUUUGACUCGUCCUUAACAUCUUAUCCAGAAAUAAAGAACCGGUUUAGAAUUGUAGACAGAAAAACUGGAGAAGAGGUGAAUGCAGACCAUGUAAUAGAAGCAGACUCGUUUCUAUUUUUUCACCAGAUAAAUGCUUACGAAGAACAAGGCCACAUUAUACUUGACAUUGCAUGUCACACGGAUUUUAAAUUAUUAGACCGUUUCUACAUGAAAAAUUUGACAUCAGCGCAAUAUGAAGAAAAUUUACGAAGUCUCAGUGAGCCGGAAGCUAGACGAUACGUGAUUCCUCUCGAGCUUGGACAGGAAUCAAAAGACGGCAACAUUGUUUCGUUGGAACACACCGCAGCAAAAUGUCACAGAAUUAGCGGCAAAGCAUUUCAUUGUGAACCAGAAAGAUUGGCUGAUAUUGGUAUGGAAUUCCCUCAAAUAAAUUACCGGAAACACAAUACAAAGAAGUACAGAUAUAUUUACGGCGUUGGAUUGCGACACAAGCAGAAUCCUAUAAAUACUCUUGUAAAGAUUGAUACGUUCACAAAGACACACAGAGAGUGGAAAGAAGACGGAUGUUACCCGUCUGAACCAGUGUUUGUACCGGAACCUGGAUCUGAUUCCGAGGACGGUGGUGUUUUGGUUGCGGCAAUAAAUCGUCUUGGAGAAAGCGAUAAUGAAAACAGUUGCUUUUUACUGGUACUUGAUGCAAAGUCCUUUACAGAAAUGGCAAGAGUAGAAUUCAAAGGAGUUGGAAGAUUCCCAUUAGACUUUCAUGGAGUCUAUACAAGCGACAAGAACUGAAUAAGACGGCAAUGAACAUAAUAGUGGUUUCUUUGGUUUCGCGAAAACAGUUUUGGAGUGUCGUUUAAGCUGAGACGUAUUAAAUGACAUUAUGUUAAUUUUCUUAAGCCAAUAUUUCAAAUUCCAAAACUCGUUAAGAGCAUCUGUCGUAACAAGCUAAAUCAAAAUGUGAAUGGCAUAAAAAUUACGCCUGUAGUGCUUAAUGUUAAUGUGGUUGUGAUUGUGUCAAGUAACAAAUUUCUAGACGUCCGCAGCCCUAUUUGGCAUAUUGGCAAAUUUCUUAUCAUCCUGAGAAAUCUAUCUUUGGUAGGUUUUAAGGUCUAGAUUUUGGCAGUGGGCCAAGGGGUUUCUGUGUUCAUUUACGCUGUUGGGUUAAAUAGUUGUCACAUUAUGUUUCCAAUAAACAUCGGUCACUGGAAAGUAAGUCAACAAUAUAUAACCUAUGUUCAAUAAGUGGUUUUAAAUUGAUAGAAGAUAAAACAGUAUAUAUCAAACUCUACUGUCGAGAACAUUUGUCUUACAUUGAAAACAUUUAUGCAUUUCAGUGGUAAGAAAUAUAGCAUCAAACAUGCAAAAACUGUUUAACAGGAAAAUUCAUACCAGAGUUUUAUUAGUCUGCUAAUGCGUUUUCCCUCCGUCAUUACGCUUGUGUGUCUGUCUGUCCGUAGUUCCGUUUUCGGUCUAUAACUCUAUCAUUCUUCAAGGACUUUUUUAUAUUACUUGGAGCAAAUGUUACUGAUAAAUGAGACGACAUGGCAUGCGUAAUAUCAGACCCCUUACUCAAAGGUCAAGGUCAAACUGUUAGGGCAGAGGUCAAAAGGACAUUUUUUCCGUCCGGUUUGUAACUCUACAAUCUAUCAGUUGAAUUCAGUAUAACUUGCUACAAAUAUUUCCCAUAAUACGACGAUGAGUCGUGCACAACUCUCAGACCCUAUCGUUAGGAUCAAGUUCACACUUGGAGGUCAAAGUCCAAAUUGUAUUUUUUUCUUGUCCUCUGCAUACCUUUGUCAUCUUUUAAAGGAUUUAAUUUAGUAAUACUAGGCACAAAUGUUUUCUAUAAUGAGGCAAUGCGUCUCGCGCAUCAUCUAGAGUCCUAAUUUCGAAGGUCUAGGUCACGCUCUGAUGUAAAAUGUCACUGUUUUUUUCCCUGUCCGAUCCAUAACUUUGCCAUCCAUCAAGAAAUUUUAAAAUUACUUGACACAAAAGUACUCGAUAAUGAGACGAUGUGUCAGUCACAUCAUUAUGAAAUAAAUAUUCAAGCACUCGUUAAGGCGCGUUGAGAACUUACAUCUUGUAAGGAGUAUGAAAGGAUUACAGUCAGCAUCUUCUUUGGCAAAUUCCAACAUUUCAAAAAACGUAUACAUUUACAUCUUUACUACUUGACGACACCUUUCCAAUGGUACUGGUUCCAAGCCUCUGGAAGGGUUAUGAAAUUUGGAUGACAUUACUUCAUGUAGCCAACUAAUUUUCAUGAUAAUGGACUGAUCUGAAAACGUCGGACAUCACGCAGGCUUUUAUUAAUGCAGUCCACUACGACGGAAACUAUUAAUUUUGAUAGCAACUUCGCCAAUAUAUUUUUUUCAAUAAUGUAAAUUUUAAUGACACUUCUCGCAGUCAGUUGUAAAUAAACAUAUGCUGUAUAAUAUGGUGCAAUUAAAUGUGUAGGUCCUGUA